Molecule: messenger RNA, 1962 nt
Organism: Aspergillus welwitschiae
Lineage: Eukaryota; Fungi; Ascomycota; Eurotiomycetes; Eurotiales; Aspergillaceae
Product: glycoside hydrolase family 71 protein
Exons: 1
Coding region: 123-1517 (464 amino acids)
Biological process (GO): mating projection tip cell wall disassembly
Molecular function (GO): glucan endo-1,3-alpha-glucosidase activity
Source: RefSeq, a predicted model, not a curated record
CUUUCCUUCACCACCCACCCGGGCUAUCUGCCCACAGUCACUCCUUUAUCGAACUACUACAGUUCACAUUUUAUCCUUCAAUUCUAUUCCACUCGUGCAGACAGGCUAGACGCCCUCUCGCGAUGAACUUGUUCUCCAUCGCCCUCCUCGGGCUCCUAUGGGCCAACCAGGCGCUGGGCGCCGCCGUGUUCGCCCACUUCAUUGUCGGCAACGCAUGGAACUACACCCUUGCCGACUGGGAAGAUGAUAUGACACUGGCCCAGGAGGCCCAUAUCGACGCAUUCGCCUUGAACAUGGGGUACGGCGACUCGUCCACAGCAACCCAAGCUGCUCUCGCCUUCGAAGCAGCCAACAAAGUCGGCUUCAAACUUUUCUUUUCCUUCGACUACGAAGGAGGCACCGGUGCCUGGCCGGAAUCCGACAUUCUCACUUACCUCCAGAAAUACGCUUCCAACUCCGCCCACUACAAGUAUAACGGAAAAGCGUUCGUCUCCACCUUUGAAGGUACUGCCUACGCGACGGAUUGGAAAUCUAUCAAGUCCGAGGUUGACUGCUUCUUCGUCCCGGACUGGUCCUCCCUCGGCGCAGAGGGCGCAUAUGAGGCUGGUGGGGGAGGUAUUGUCGAUGGUCUCUUCAGCUGGGGUGCCUGGCCAUCCGGCCCGAACAACAUGAGCAAUGCUACCGAUCUCACUUACCUCGACCUCGACAUUCCCUACAUGAUGCCUGCCUCCCCGUGGUUCUACACCAAUCUCGCUUCAUACAGCAAGAACUGGCUCUGGCGCGGCGACAGCCUGUGGCACGAUCGCUGGGAGCAGAUCUGGGAUCUGCAGCCGGAGUGGGUGGAGAUCCUCACCUGGAACGACUACGGCGAGAGCCACUACAUUGGACCUAUCCGCGAAGAUGCGAUUAGUCUUAUGACCACUGGUGGUGCACCACUUAACUACAUCGAGAACAUGCCUCAUGAUGGAUGGAGAGAUCUCCUCCCCUUCGCUAUUGACACUUACGUGAAUGGAAACGCUACUCUCGGCGAUGAAGGCAUCGUCACCUGGUACCGACCGAACCCUUCUGAGGCCUGCGGCACCGGAGGUACGACGGGUAAUACCGCGAGCGAGGGACAGACGCUGUACCCACCUGCUGAAGUAGCUGAGAACAAGAUCUUCUACUCUGCGAUGCUUCAUUCGCAUGCCAAUGUCACUGUCACCGUCGAUGGAAAGUCGUUGGGCGCUACUUGGGCCCGACACGGCCGGAACAGCGGCGCGGGACUCUAUCAUGGCGCCGUGGAGUAUGGCAGUGCGACUGGUAAGGUGGUUGUUAGCAUCACUCGGGAUGGAGAGACGCUGGCCAGUGUGGCUGGCGAGUCGAUCAAUGCGACAUGUGUGAGCGACUUGUCCAACUGGAAUGCUUGGGUGGGAUCUAGCGUUACAAAGAAGACGAAUUCCCGUCGUGACACUACACCACGGGUGAAGAGUAGGCAUGCGCACCGUCAUGUUGGUAGAGGACAUACCCAUUCUCAUUGAUGCAGGCAUGGUGGGUGUUUAGAUUUCAAUUCAGUUCGAUUCAACUUGUACUAUGUUACGUUAUUGAUCCAGUGAUAUGAGACGCAAGCUGUAUACUUCUCUACGUAUUGGUGCCUUGGAAAGUCUGAAAAUGCAAUGAGGUGGCAUAUUCCGGCCGGAAGUGUGUUCCUGUGACCGCGAGACAGCUAUUAGUCGAUGGUGUGCCUUGACUUGGUCUAUCGCUACUUCUCCCCCUUGGCUAAGUCUGGCUUGUGCUGCUAUCAAUAAAGCCUUUGGGGGUCGACUGUCCAAAAGUUGAGAGAGGUGUCUUUUAGGUGCCCGUGUCAUGGGGCCUAAGUUUCCCCAUAUGCUCUGGCGCAUCCACUCUAAAAUAUAACGAUGUUUUCUGUUAGACUGAGACGGACGAACUCUAUUUAUAGUCUACAAUGUAUACACAAUGAAGGAA